Carcharodon carcharias (great white shark) is the source of this 1368-nucleotide messenger RNA. RefSeq names its product zinc finger protein 497-like. The record is from RefSeq and is a predicted model, not a curated record. Gene Ontology annotation, cellular component: nucleus. The coding region runs from base 64 to 1368 and encodes 434 amino acids. Gene Ontology annotation, molecular function: recombination hotspot binding; histone H3K36 methyltransferase activity; histone H3K4 methyltransferase activity. NCBI's taxonomy places the organism in Eukaryota, Metazoa, Chordata, Chondrichthyes, Lamniformes, Lamnidae. Gene Ontology annotation, biological process: positive regulation of reciprocal meiotic recombination. The transcript has 2 exons.
GCUGCAGGGACCCAGAGAGAGAGAGAGAGAGAGCUGCCUGAGGAUUGGAGCUGUUACAGGACAAUGCCAGGUGGAGCCGACGGGUCGGCGGUGACACCGGAGUUGGAACCUCGUUUGCCUGAAGACGUCCGCUUCACGUGCGCCGAGUGCGGGCGCACCUUCAAGCAGCAGUGUGACCUGAAGCGGCACGGGCGGGUUCACAGCGGCGAGAGGCCGUACCGCUGCCCGCUUCCCUGCGGCAAGGGCUUCGGCACCUCCUACAACCUGCUGCGGCACCAGCUACUCCACCGGGGCGAGCGGCAGUACCAGUGCGGGGCCUGCGGCCGGGAGUUUGUGCAGCGGCACCACCUGGAGGCCCACCGGCGCCGGCACACGGGCGAGCGGCCCUUUCCGUGCCCGGUGUGCGGGCGCCGCUUCAGCCAGGCCUCCUCCAUGCGGGCCCACGGUCGCACCCACGGGGCCGAGCGGGCCUACCGCUGCGGCGAGUGCGGCAAGGCCUUCAAGAGCUCGUCCAACCUGGCCAAGCACCGGCGCAUCCAUGGGGCCGAGCGGCGCUUCGAGUGCCAGACCUGCGGCCGCCGCUUCCUGCACUCCCACCACCUGGCGGCCCACCGGCGCACCCACGACCCGGUCGCCGGGGCGUCGCCGGGGAGCGGGGCCUACCCCCGCCGCUGCGGCCUGUGCAGCCUGGAGUUUGUCCGGGCCGAGGAGCUGGCCGAGCACCAGCGCUCGCACGCCGGCCAGAGGCUCUGCAAGUGCCAGGGCUGCGGGCAGGCCUUCCUGGACUGCCGGGAGCUGGAGGCCCACUGGCGGAGCGAGCACGCCGGGCCUCCCCCACCCCCGCAGCAGCCGGCCGCCGCCGAGGCCCCCCACGGCUGCCGGGAGUGCGGCAAGGUCUUCCGGCUGGCCUGCUUCCUGGAGUCGCACCGGCGCCGGCACGAAGGGCCCCGGCCUUACCUCUGCCCCGAAUGCGGCAAGGCCUUCAAGCAGCUGUCCUCGCUCUCCAAGCACCGGGGCCUGCACGUGGCUGCCGACCCCUACCGCUGCGGGCACUGCGGCAAGACCUUCCGGCUGGCCCACAACCUGGCCAGCCACGAGCGCACCCACACCGGCGAGAGGCCGCACCGCUGCCCCGUCUGUGCCGCCGGCUUCACCCAGCGCUCCACCCUGGUCAAGCACCAGCGCACCCACACCGGCGAGAGGCCCUACGCCUGCCCGGACUGCGCCAAGGCUUUCCGCCAGUCGUCCGCCCUCGCCGUCCACCGCCGCACCCACUCCGAGGAGCGGCCCUACCGCUGUGCCCAGUGCGGCAAGGGCUUCAAGAGCGCCUCCAACCUCAUCGGGCACCGCCGGGUCCAUAGCCGCUGA